GGUCCGAAUAUGGAGCACGCGUUGGGGCAAUUGGACGCUGCUCAUCCACAAGAUGCCCUGACUCAUCCACGUGCGACAACAACCUGCGGAGUCUCCCCUCUCGGAAACUCCAAGCUGCUUCACCCGAUUCACACGCACCACAGAGGAAGGUCCAGUAUCGCUCUUUGGAUACCGUAUAUAUACAGGGGGACGGGCACUGGGGAGCGUCGAGCGAGUAACGCAUACUACAUACGACUUCCCAUACAGUCUUAGGACCCAAUCUUCUGCCACGAUGGGUAUUCCCAAGUUUUUCCGAUGGAUCUCCGAGCGGUAUCCACUCUGCAGUCAGCUCAUUCAGGAAAACCACAUUCCGGAGUUUGACAACCUUUACCUGGAUAUGAACGGCAUUAUACAUAACUGCUCACAUCCAAACGAUAACGAUGUCCAUUUUCGGAUGACCGAGGACAAGAUAUUUUUGGCAAUCUUCAGCUACAUCGACCACAUCUUCACGCGGAUAAAGCCUCGAAAGCUGUUUUUCUUGGCUGUCGAUGGAGUGGCUCCAAGAGCCAAAAUGAACCAGCAACGUGCGAGGCGAUUCAGAACCGCAAGAGAUACCGCGGAGCAACGCAAGCGUGCAAUCGCAAAAGGGGAGGAGCUCCCUAAAGAAGCCCCAUUCGAUUCAAAUUGUAUCACUCCUGGAACACCGUUUAUGGUGAGGCUCCAGGAGCAGUUGAAGUACUUUAUCAACAAGAAGAUUAGUGAGGACAGCGCGUGGAACUCGGUCGAAGUCAUUCUAUCAGGACAUGAAGUCCCUGGCGAGGGUGAACAUAAGAUCAUGGAAUACUUGCGAUUGGCGAAAUCGCAGCCAAACUACGAGCCGAACGUUCGGCAUUGUUUGUACGGUCUCGACGCGGAUCUCAUGAUGUUGGGUCUGCUCAGCCAUGAACCGCAUUUCGCUCUUUUGCGAGAGGAAGUCUCGUUCGGCAAAUCGCGGAAGACGAGCGUUGGAGCCAAUCUGGAGACGCAGAAUUUCUACCUCAUGCACCUCUCGCUGUUCCGCGAAUAUAUCGAUGCGGAAUUCUCCAGCUUGGCAGAAAAUCUGGCUUUCAAGUACGAUCUGGAGAGGAUCAUCGACGACUUCAUCUUGAUGGCAUACUUUGUUGGAAAUGAUUUCUUGCCGAGCCUGCCGGGUCUGCACAUUAACGAAGGAGCGUUGGCGUUACUCUUCAGGCUGUACAAGCAAAUGCUUCUCGAGGGCGGCGGUUAUCUCAAUGAUGCAGGCAAGCUGCAUCUCGGCCGAUGCGAGAUCUUCCUCCGUAAACUGGGAGAUCACGAACGCGAACUUUUCGGCAUUGAAGUGGGUGACGUCAAAUGGCUAAGGGGCAAGAACGCUGAACGUCAAGCCCCUCCCUCUCGCAAGAAUUCAAUUGUAUUGAGUAAGCAGCAGAGCGAUAUAUACGAUCAAAUCAAAACAUUCGUUCUGGCGCCCCGCGACAACGGACGUUUGACCUUUCCUGCGAGUUUACCCGCCAGGGAUCGAGCGUUCAUAAUAAGAUUGAGCACUGAGCUGGGCAUCAACCAUACGAUAGAUGCGAUUGGGAAGGGGAAAGGACUUCCUGAGCAUCACAUCAUAUUGGAAUGGGACGAUGAGGAUGAUGAGGACGACGAGGAAAGCAUGGAAGCUCGGCAACGCGUCUUGAAGAGAUGGGACAAAGCGGAAGUUAUCGAUGAGGACGAGAUUGCAGCCAACCUGGAGAGGGAGGAGAAGCAGAAAGUGGACGACGCAUUCGUGCAGUGGAAGCGCGAGUACUACAAGGAGAAGUUGGAAAUCAACUACGAUGAUCCAAAGCAGAUGGCCGAAUUCGUUUACCACUACGUUGAAGGACUGCAAUGGGUUGCAUACUAUUACUACAACGGAGUGGCGUCUUGGGAAUGGUUCUAUCCAUACCACUACGGGCCGAAAAUUACGGAUCUUGUGAACAUUGCCAACCUGGAUAUCAAGUUCGACAUUGGCACUCCGUUCCGUCCUUUUGAUCAGUUGAUGGGAGUGUUGCCAGCUGCGAGUAAACAGCAUAUCCCCGAAGCCUUCCAGGGUCUGAUGACGGACCCGACAUCUCCCAUCAUCGACUUCUAUCCCACCGAUUUCGAAUUGGAUAUGAACGGAAAGAAAGCCGAUUGGGAAGCCGUCGUGAAGAUUCCGUUCAUCGAUGAGAAGAGACUCCUCGCUGCGUUGGGAGCGAGAGAGAAUCAGCUGACUAGGGAAGAAAAGUCCCGGAAUACCCAUGGUCAUAGCUAUGCUUUCACGCUGGAUAGUGCGAAUGCCCAUCUCUACCCCUCGUCGCUACCUGGUUUCUUCCCUGAUCUUACCAGCUGCGUCUGUAAGAUGAGAGUAUAUAACCUUCCGACAAUCGGCGGGGAAGGUUUUGUCAAAGGGCUGACUUCAGGUGUUCAGCUCGGAGUGCGCGCCUUACCUGGCUUUCCGUCUAUGCAUACACUGCCACACACUGCGACGUUAGGAUUCCACGGCGUCAAGGUAUUCAACAUGGAAAGCCCCAAUGAGAGUGUCUUAAUUUCGAUUGAGAAUGCAUUCGAGGGCAAAUCGCCAGAGGAAAUCGCCAAGAGGUUGAUCGGCAACCGGAUCCAUUACGGGUGGCCGUUCUUGGUGGAAGCUUACGUCUCUUUCAUCGAAGACGAGUAUUUCAAGUACGAGCUUCAGAAAAGUGGGAAGCGUGUCGAUGUUGUAAAGACUCCGCAAGCCCCCGAGGCGCAAGAUCGGUUCUACAAAGCCAUCGAGAGGGUCGAAGGCUAUUAUAGCAAGCGGUUCGGAACCAUCACGGGUCCCAUAGACAUCAUUUUGCACGUUCGCUCCUUCAAAGGUAUGCGUUUACAGGAGGACGGUGCCUUGGUCAAGGACUUUGCGCCUUUCAGCGAAGAGCAAGCUGUCGCCUUGCAGACGAUCGUGGAGUCGGUGGAGGUGGAGGAUCCUCGCUACGCCGAGCAACCCGCUCCCGCCCUCGAUGUGGAUUACCCCUUGGGAGCAAGCGUGUUCUUCCUAGGCCUUCAACAAUACGGCAACGUCGCUGAAGUGUCUGGUUACGGUGACGAAAAGCUGAACAUCAAGCUCAACAAGCUCAUAGACGAUGAAUUCUUGAAAGAGCUUCACUUCACACGAAGAAGAGCCAUGGAGGCCGAGAGCGGAGAACGAUACGCUCCGAGCUGGCAGGUUGCCAAAUCGAUCGGGAUGUCGUCCCUUGCGCUGUCCAAAGUCACGUCUAGUUUGCACGUCAUCAGCAAGGCGUCGGAUCAACGAUACAACGUUGGCCUGAAUCUCAAAUUCGAGUCAAAGAAGCAGAAGGUGCUCGGGUACACGAGGAAGACUUCGACGGGCUGGGAGUAUUCCCAGAAAGCUGUGAAACUCAUAAGCGAUUACAAGGCACAAUUCCCAGCUUUCUUCGACGGCAUUGAGCAACGCUCCAAAGCCGAUUUUUAUCAAGACACCGACUUUUUUCCGCCGCAGUCGGCGUCCGAGAAGAUGACUCAAAUCAAGGAAUGGUUAAAGAACGCUGGAGUCAAAGACCUCGAAAAAGUGGCUCUAGAAACCAUGGCUCUCACCAAGGACGUUGUGUUAGACUUAGAGAGACAGGUUGGAGAGACUUACAAAGCGGCUGAACCGCUCCAGUACAAGCAGGUUAUCGUGAAGAACGUCCCGAGACCGGCAGUAUUGAAGGCAGCUCAUGCGCGCCACAGACUCAACCAUCAGAAAUUUGAUUUGGGGGAUCGUGUGAUAUCUGUGGUGGAUUCUGGCAGUGUGCCGCUUGGAUCUUACGGCACGGUCGUUGGUCUCGAGGGCUCAUUCCUAGAUGUUCUCUUCGAUAAAGCAUUCUUGGGAGGUACCACACUGGGUGGACGAUGCAAGGAGUCAUGUGGGCUGUCGGUACAUCGAGAGUCGCUAUUGAAUCUGACGCAUAUCCAGCCGCCGAUCAAAGGCACCCACCCGGUGCACGUCAUUCCGGCAUUUAAGCCCGUUGCUAAGUUUGCCAUGAAAUCAGGUGGCUUGGUUGCAGCCCAGCAGCACCAACAGCACCAGCGGGAGGAGUGGAUGCACAAGAAAGGAUUCGAUGCUCCGCCUACGGACAGCGCCUGGACGAAUCCACAGCGCAAGAACGACGCGGUUUACAAUGGGCCCAGGCAUCAAAACAGCUAUCAGAACGCGAAUCAACCCCAGCAACGACAACACCAACCCGACUACCAACGCCCUAAUGGGGUUCGAGGCUUUGAACCAAGACAACAGCCUGCGGGGAAACGGGAUGCGCACGUCCAUCUUGGAGAUACGAAACAGAAGUACGCGUCAAAGUCAGGCGUGCAGAUCGAGAUCACUAAGCGAUCUCAAAAGCCUGCCGAGAACACCACCGUCGCUCCUGUUGCGGCUGCUAACGACACGCGACAAGCUCCUACUAAGGCGAGCAAGAAACAGGUGGCAAAUACCAAGCCGGUCCCCAAUGAGAAGCUCGCAGGUACUGGACAAUCAGCCAAUGUUCAGCCUGCCCCGCCUCAAACGUCAGCCCCUGCGCCCGCUCCCAGUCAGCCCCAAUAUGCACAACAGCAGUCAGUGCCCGUAAAGGAUCGAGCGGCACAUCAAAGGAUACCGAGUCAGGAAGAGCAGCUGACGCAGAGCUUAAGAAACAUGCUGCAUAUCGGUGGCAACGCAAACCCGCAACCGCAGCAACACUUUGCGCCGCCAGAGCGUGUGUAUCCACAAUAUUCGCAGCACUACGGACCGCCACAUGGUGGCGGCUAUCCCCCGCAGCACUACCAACCCUACUCUGCGCAGCGCCCUGGCUUCGCUCCAUAUGUCCCGCCGCCACAGCAACCGCCGCAACAACCGCCGGUUCAGGAAGCACCUGUCGUCGAACAACAACUUGAUGAAGUCUCGGCACUAGAUGUUUCCCGACAGCUGAUGGCUAUGCUGCAGCCCGCCCGUGCUCACAGACCGACCGCGUCACCCGGUGGAGGGUUCAAUCCAUAUCAAGUAGCGUCGACGUCCAACCCCAUAUCGCAAGCAUCGAACGAGCUCGCAACGUUGGUGCAACAUAAAGGCGCUGGAGGACACCGUGGGCGUGCAGCAAGCCAUCAGCCGAACAAGAAUGCUGUGCCUGGCAAUAGACGCGGGUCGCAGCCUAAUACGGAAGAGGCAACCGCUGCUGCGGCGCAGAACAUCACGCAGAACAACGGUGCCGAAGGAGAUCAAGCUGGCCCGGACGCAUCCGAAGCCCACUUCCAGCAAGUCCAGAACACGGGAGGACCUCAAUUUCAAGGUCGUGGUCGCGGAAGAGGCAACUCGGUCAAUCGAGGGUACUCCAAUCAAUACGGUCGAGGUGGACGCGGUUAUCACCAACAAGGGCAACAUCAAAGUUAUCAGCAGGGCUCCUAUGGCGGCCAACAACAAUAUCAAAAUGGUGGAAAUUAUCGAGGAGGGUAUGGACGUCCUUAUGGACAGGCCCAACAUCGUGGGGCCCAUGUAUACGAUCAGGGUCGGGGUCGUGGCGGCAAAACCUACCAGAACAAUGGGGGUGGUGGUGGAGGGGGAGGACCUGCAGGCGCUGAAGCCCCUGGGCAAAUCUAAUCUUCUACUGUCUGCUUUUCUUUCCGGGCUGGUCUGAAACAUUGUAUUGGCGAUGUCCUAGUUUUGGAAAUGUGUACAUAAGGCAUUUUUAUUCUAC
Molecule: messenger RNA, 5699 nt
Organism: Fimicolochytrium jonesii
Lineage: Eukaryota; Fungi; Chytridiomycota; Chytridiomycetes; Spizellomycetales; Powellomycetaceae
Product: XRN 5'-3' exonuclease N-terminus-domain-containing protein
Exons: 8
Coding region: 272-5602 (1776 amino acids)
Biological process (GO): rRNA catabolic process; nuclear-transcribed mRNA catabolic process
Cellular component (GO): nucleus
Molecular function (GO): RNA binding; 5'-3' RNA exonuclease activity
Source: RefSeq, a predicted model, not a curated record